Molecule: messenger RNA, 477 nt
Organism: Triticum turgidum subsp. durum (durum wheat)
Lineage: Eukaryota; Viridiplantae; Streptophyta; Magnoliopsida; Poales; Poaceae
Source: the annotation of a GenBank genome assembly
AUGACGCUCUACCUCCACGACAUCCUCUAUAAUGGUGCCAACAACAGCGCGAACGCGACUUCGGCAGCCGCGACCAAGCCGACGGCGCUGAGCACUACGCACUGGAAGAACGGCACCUUCUUCGGCACGCUCGUGGUGUUCGAUGACCCCGUGACUGUCGGGAAGGCACUGCCCGUGGCGGAGGCGGGGGAAGAGCCGGCGAUACGCGCUCAGGGGUUUUACUUCUAUGACAAGAAGGAGUCGUACAAUGCGUGGUUCGGCUUCUCCAUCGUCUUCAACUCGACGGCCGCCACGGGCACCAUCAACCUCAUGGGCGCGGACCUCAUGUACGAGGUCACGAGGGACAUCUCUGUGGUUGGCGGCACGGGCGACUUCUUCAUGACGCGCGGCAUCGCCACCCUCCGCCUUGACGCCUACGAGGGAACAGUGUACUUCCGGCUGCAGAUGGACAUCAAGCUCUACGAGUGCUACAUCUGA